UCUCUCUCUCUCUCUCUCUCUCUCUCUCUCUCCCGCAGCGGUGCACGAGCAGAUGUUUUCCGAGCUAAACAAAUCUUUACAGCAAAUCCGUUACCGGAUGCGCGCGGGUCAAAAUUUCACCCCGUCCAACAACACAACCGCAACAUUUGCGUCUGUUCGUUUUUUUUCCUUCUCCUUCUUCAUCCUUUGCUCUGAAACUUGAGAGAGGUUUAUUUGCUGGUUUAUUCGCCGCACGCGCACCCGCGUUAUGAUGCUCUAACCUGGUGCGAGCGCGCAGUGACACGGGAGAGGAAGAGGAGGAGGAGGUGCGCUGAAGGACGAAAAGGAGUGAGAGUAAGGAACAAGGGAAGGAGAGGAGGAAGAGGAGGGGAGGAGAUCGGACGCAGUAGCGCCGCCACUCCGAGUCUAAACUCUGCGCAAGCGAAACACUCAAAGCUCCACGCGUCGCACGGAAGGAAGGACGCACGCACGGUCGCAGAUUAUUAUUACUAUUUUUAUUUUUAUUCAUCCUUAGGUAUAUUUUUAAUACAAGAAAGAGCAAGAAGAAGAAAAAGAAGAAGAAGAAGAAGAAGAAGGCGAUGAUGCCGUUUCACCCGCGUCCCUUUGUGCGCUGGAGAGCCGCGCAGAUUCUCGCCUUGGUUUGUCUUCUGUUGGUCGGAUUCACCUGCACCGGAGCGGAGCACGUCGCCACGGUGACCCAUCCUCUCCCCGUCGCCUUCUCUGACCUGCUGCCUCACUUCCUGGUGGAGCCGGACGACGUCUACAUCGUAAAGAACAAGCCGGUGACGUUAACCUGCCGCUCGACGCCUGCCACUCAGAUCUACUUCAAGUGUAACGGAGAGUGGGUUCACCAGGACGACCAUCUGAUCGAGCGCACCGUCGACCCGGCAACAGGUUUCCCAGUGAUGCAGGUGAAGAUUGAUAUCUCACGCCAGCAGGUGGAGAAGAUCUUCGGGCUGGAGGAUUACUGGUGUCAAUGUGUGGCCUGGAGCACUACAGGAACCCAGAAGAGCCAAAAGGCUUAUGUGCGCAUCGCAUACCUGAGGAAAAACUUCGAGGAGGAACCACUGGGCAAAGAGGUGGCACUUGACCAGGAAGUGCUCCUGCACUGCCAUCCACCAGAGGGCGUCCCGCCCGCCGAGGUGGAAUGGCAGAGGAACGACGAGUUGAUCGACCCCAAGUCUGACCCCAAUUUCUUCAUCACAGUGGACCAUAAUCUCAUCAUCAAACAAGCUCGGCUGGCCGACACAGGCAACUACACCUGCGUGGCCAAGAACAUUGUGGCGCGACGCAAAAGCUCCUCAGCUGCCGUGAUUGUCUACGUGAACGGCGGGUGGUCCACAUGGGCCACGUGGUCGGCGUGCAGCGCCGUGUGCGGCCGCGGCUGGCAGAAGAGGAGCCGGAGCUGCACUAACCCCGCCCCCCUGAACGGAGGCUCCGCCUGCGAGGGCCAGAGCGUCCAGACGAGCGCCUGCACGGCCACCUGUCCAGUGGACGGAGGAUGGACCGAGUGGAGUAAGUGGUCAGCGUGCGGGGCCGACUGCACCAUGUGGAGGAGUAGGGAAUGUACACAGCCUGCACCGGGUACAGGAGGCAAAGCGUGUCAGGGUCUCGACCUCCAGUCACUAAACUGUACGAGCGAGCAGUGUCCACAGACCGUGUCCGGUGCGGAGGACGUAGCCCUCUACGUGGGCAUCGUUGCCGUGGCGCUGUGUCUCACUCUUCUCCUGGUGAUCCUGGUCCUUGUGUAUCGGAGAAAGAAGGAAGGUCUGGACGCGGACGUAGCCGACUCGUCCAUCCUCACGACCGGCUUCCAGCCCGUUGGCAUCAAACCUGCCAUGCCAGGUGUGUGGGCACCGGACCGGUCACAGCGCUGCAAAAACUCUCACCUGCUCACAAUCCAGCCGGAUCUGACCACGCCCGGUUACCAGGGUUCUCUGCGUACACGCCACGACCCGUCUCCUAAAUUCUCUUUAAGCGAUGGGCCGCUGCUGGAGCCUCUGGCUAACGGAUCGCACACCAUGGCCAACGGCAAAGUGAGCGCCGACAGCGGACACCUCACCAGCCGACUCGCAGCACAGAGCUACUUCAAGACUCUGCCGCGGGAUGCCGUCCACACCUCCUACGGCACCUUCAACUUCCUGGGAGGCCGGCUUACCAUCCCUAACACGGGGAUCAGCCUGCUCAUUCCUCCCGAGGCCAUCCCCCGAGGCAAGAUCUAUGAGAUUUACCUCACUGUGCAGAGGAAGGACGAUGUGAGACUUCCCCUGGCCGGGUGCCAGACACUGCUGAGUCCGGUGGUGAGCUGCGGCCCUCCGGGCGUCAUGCUGACCCGGCCUGUCAUCAUCAGCAUGGAGCACUGCUCCGAUUCCUGCACCGAUCACUGGGCCAUCAGGCUGAAGAAACAAACCUAUGAGGGAACCUGGGAGGACGUGCUGCUGCUCGGAGAGGAGUUGGUGUCUGAGCCGUUUUACUGCCAGCUGGAGGCUGAGAUGUGCCGCAUGUUCACCGAGCAGCUCGGACGCUUCGCGUUGGUCGGCGAGUCCCUCAGCAUGGCAGCAGAAAAACGCCUCAAACUGCUGCUGUUUGCCCCAGCCUACUGCUCCACGCUCGAAUACACCAUCCGUGUCUAUUGCACUGACGACACACACGACCUCAUCCAGGAGGUGAUGCAGACGGAGGCACAGCUUGGAGGUCGCCUUAUCGACGAGCCACACGUUCUCCUGUUUAAAGACAGCUACCAUAACCUGCGCCUCUCCAUCCAUGACCUGCCACAGGCCCAGUGGAGGAGCAAGCUUCUCACCGCCUACCAGGAAAUCCCGUUCUAUCACAUCUGGAGCGGCACACAGCGGAGUUUGCACUGCACCUUCACUCUGGAGCGGAUGAGUGUUAGCACGUGUGAGCUCUCCUGCACGCUGUGUGUGUGGCAGGUGGAGGGUGAAGGCCAGAGCUUCAGCCUCGACUUCAACAUUUCUAAGGACACCAGGCCGCUGGAUGCUGAUCUCCUGCUGAUGGAUAAGAGCAGCCCUGCUCUGGCUGGACCCAGCGCCUUUCAGAUCCCCUACCUCAUCCGGCAGAAGAUCUGCAGCAGUCUGGACGCUCCGUGCCCUAACGGGGCCGACUGGAGACUCCUCGCCCAGAGACUCAAACUCGAACGACACAUGAGCUUCUUCGCCUCCAAAGUGAGUCCCACAUCGACCAUCCUGGACCUUUGGGAAGCUCAGCAUUUCCACAGCGGCAAUCUGAACCAGCUCGCCGCCAUCAUGGCCGAGAUCGGCAAACAGGAGGCCAUGAUAUUCCUGGUGUCAGACGGGGAGUGCUAACACACACACACACACACACACAGCCAGGAAGGAAGGCCUCGCUAUUCUGGAGGUCCAAAAGGUCUAAUAGAGGGAGGACUAAUCUAACAGGGUUUUAGCCACCAGUCAGGUGUGCUGUGACUGUAAACACAUGCAAAGUACAUUUCCAUCCAGCAACGAUGUAGAAAACACUCACAGAUGUUCUCCUCACUGGCCCUGUCUUGAGUUUAAUUUAUUGUAGUGUUACACACACACACACACACACACACAUCUGAUUUUUAUUUUUUAUUGGAAUUGAAAAAAUUGACAGGAAGGAUCGGAAAUUGUAGAAAAGCAACUCAAGUGUCAGGACAAAUCUAGGACAUGGGACAAAUCUCUCUAGGACGGAUCUUUAGCCUGGACGCGUUAAUUUGUAGUUGCCUGAAGACGAACAGAUUCGUUAUCGAGGAAAAGAAAAACAUCUCGCAAAACAGAGAGAAAAACUAUAACAUAAACAAUAUAGCAUCUCGGAUUCCUCAUCAGGUUCCAGGCAACUUAAACAAACUUUCACCUGCGACCUAAGAGAUGUAGGAUUUGUCCAACUCUGUAGGACAAAGACAUUGUGUUUAUUUUCCGUAAAGAAAUCCGACGAAAUGACGGUUAGAGACCGUGUUGCUGACGAGACGCUGGUUCACAAUCAAACACAGUGCCAUGUGUUUUGUCAUUUUGUGGCAGUUAGCAAUAUGCAAAAAAAAAAAAAUUGUUUUAUAACACAAAUCUUCUUUACUAAAGAAAAUUCAGUGUGAUUUCCCGACGUAUACCUGAUCACCACCCCCACCACCAGCGUGCCAGUAAACACAACGGUUACACCCACACAACUGAAUAGCAAAAAAAAUAAAAAGUUAAAUCGGAUCAAACUUUUUUCUCCCUCGUCGCUCUUUAAGACGCUGCUUUAUCGAAGCCAUAAACAAAAAUCCCCCAAACGUGUCACCAAUAAACGCGGAACAAGAUGAUCGACGCAAACGAUCUCGUUGUCUACAAGACGUAGCCGAUGAGGACGUAACAGGUUUCAGUAUCAUGCGGAAACAUUUUCAGGGAAUUCUUUUUUCCGAUUUGUUUUUUUUUUUAAAUUUAUUUAUCUGAACAAAACUAUUUUACCCAAAUGUGGCAGAAAUGUGUGAAAGAAAUUUUAGUAUAAGCUGCAAUACUAUUUUAUUUUAAUUUUAUUUUUUAAAUCUAAUCAAAUGAUCAUAUCUAUUAAGGUAUUUUGGGCUUUAGGGCUUUCUCUAAUAGUUUUCAAUCCUAAAUCUGAGGCUUUGAGAAUGCUGAAGCUGUGGAACAUCCGAAUGAACAACAAAAAGCCCUGUAAUUAACGUCUCGUGAUUGAAGCAGGAUGUUCUUUUCUCAGGCUGCUUUCACAGGUCAUAAAGCUGCUCCAGUUCGUGUGUGAUGUUACACACGCCAUCAUGUUUAAUCAUAACAGAAAUAUAAGUCACUUACCGCCAAGGCCGGUGUCCCACGGCGCUCCAUCCUGCUCUCGUUUCUCCCUUUUUUUUCCCUACUUUAGAAUCAUAAGGAUUCCACAUAAAGAUUGUAAAAAAAAAGCAUGUGAAAGCAGCCUCCAGGAUGUAACUCACCCCAACGUUCACCUCCGUCAACUUUUUGCAGCAUUUACGCUUUAAAACAGCUCGUUUCCGAACCGUCGGUUAGCAUGCUAUCGUGCUUGAUGUUAGCAUGCUAACUGACUCGUAUACAGACACGUUAUAUUUCUGUAUACAAGUUCCGAAAAUAAGCCAGCAAGCGUCAGAUGUUGUAGAGAUCACAGUUUUUAUUAGCAUGAUUAAUACGUUAGCUACAUUUUUUUUUAAUCCCCCUCGCAUCAGUCAACAAGGUCUGCUCACGUUUUUUUUCCCCCUCUCUUCUUCUCCUCCUCCUCCGUCUACAGUUCACAGUGUAAAUAGGAAUCUUUUGUAUUCCAGUUGUGAUGCUGGCGCUACACGUACAUCAUCUCUGGAAGUCGCUAACCAAAGUUUAUGAGCCAUUUGAGACGAGUUUUGUUCCUUUAGCGUCGUCCGAACGUUUCCUCCGACCGUCAGUAUGAACCUGUCCGAUCAGAUCGCUGUAAAUUUUAAACCGUGCAGCAUUUCACAAGGAACGUGACGAACUAUCAGUCAUCAAGCACUUAAGUAAAUGUACAUGAUAUUUCAAUACCAAGCCAAAAAAAUAAAAAAAAAAUAAAAAAAAAUCAAAGUUGCAUUUGUCCGAGUUUCACCUGUGAAGUGUUUUGGUGCAUCGCUCAUCGAUAACAGCAUUGUUUUUUUUGUUUUUUUUUUAAAGAAUUUUUGCAGUGUUUGUUUUUCUUUUUUUUUUUUUGUUUGUCCUGAAGUUGUUCGUAAAAUGGAGAUUUCGUUUUUUAAUUAUUAUUAAAAAAAGAAAAAAAAGAAGAAAAAAAAAGAAAAAAUGAUUUUUUUCCUAACUCGAUACGUCAUUCUGUGUCCCCGUCACUAACGUACGUUUAACUGUUAACACUGUCAUUUCAAAAUCGCAAAAAGAAAAAAAAAAAAAAUACGGGAAAAAAAAAAAAAGAAAAGGCGGCACUUUUUUAUUCCCUCCAAACUAAAAAGCCAACACUGGAGGUCACGUGGACUCGAGACGAAGCCGACCUUCGUGAUGUUUUUCCCCACGAUUGUACACUGCGUGGCGCUCACUGCUAGCUGUCGUGUAUAGAAGAACGUGUGACUUACUGUUCAUUUUCUCCCGGCUCUUUAUUUUCCACUGAAAGACAGUAGACUUGUGAACCUGUGAAUGUUCUUCGAUUUCUUCAUUCUCGAUGUUCUUUGCCUUUCUGCCAGUCAGAAUGCUGUAUUUAACACGCCACAGCGCUUAUGCAAUUGUACAAUUCUUUUUUUAAACCAUAUUUUCAAGAGAUUUUUUUGUAUUUUUGUUUGUUAUUAAACCCCGCCCCCUUUCCUUUCUGCCCUUGUCCUCUUUCUCUCUCUCUCUCUCUCCUGUCAAUGUAAAUGGUCGUGGAUGACUUUGUGCUAACAGGAAGCCCUGUGAUCGAGGGGUUUUCUCUACUUUUGGACAAUGAUCUGGAUUUGUGGGUAGAAUUUUGGAAAUUCGUUUCUAAGUGCUUUCAAGUAUUUACUUGGCCUUAUGUAUAUAUAUAUCUAUGAAAUUUCAGAAAGGUAUGUAUAGUAAUUC
This is a messenger RNA of Tachysurus fulvidraco (yellow catfish), 6485 nucleotides long. RefSeq names its product unc-5 netrin receptor A (gene unc5a). The record is from RefSeq and is a predicted model, not a curated record. Gene Ontology annotation, biological process: netrin-activated signaling pathway; anterior/posterior axon guidance. Gene Ontology annotation, cellular component: membrane. Gene Ontology annotation, molecular function: netrin receptor activity; protein binding. The transcript is spliced from 16 exons. Lineage: Eukaryota; Metazoa; Chordata; Actinopteri; Siluriformes; Bagridae. Bases 579 to 3323 code for a protein of 914 amino acids.